CUCAGUCCCGGUGUCCCCGAGUUGAAGCCCAGGCCGGCUAGCCGAGAUGCCUUCCCUGGGGCUGGUGAUGGAGAACGGCCAGGUGCUCCCGGCCUUUCUGCUCUGCAGCACACUGCUGGUCAUCAAGAUGUACGCGGUGGCUGUCAUCACAGGCCAGAUGAGGCUGCGGAAGAAGGCUUUUGCCAAUCCCGAGGAUGCGCUGAAACGUGGAGGCCUCCAGUACUACAGGAGUGACCCAGAUGUGGAGCGCUGCCUUAGAGCCCACCGCAACGACAUGGAGACAAUCUACCCUUUCCUCUUCCUCGGCUUCGUCUAUUCAUUCCUGGGACCCAACCCUCUGAUCGCCUGGAUACAUUUCCUCGUUGUCCUCACAGGCCGUGUGGUACACACCGUGGCCUACCUGGGCAAGCUGAACCCGCGCCUUCGCUCCGGGGCCUAUGUCCUGGCCCAGUUCGCCUGUUUCUCCAUGGCCCUGCAGAUCCUCUGGGAGGUGGCCCAUCAUCUGUGACCAGCAGCUGAAGCCUCCUCAGCUACCACAGUGGGGACAGAGCCAUGAAGGCUGAACUUGAGGACUUGGUGUCUCUUCUAGAAUAGGGACGGGCUCUGGUCCUGGGGUCCUGGCUAACCUGGGCGUGUGGAUCUCUGGGCCCAAUGUGCAUAUGUGUGUUUCUUAGCCUUUCGGGAUCCUGGGUGAAGUACCCAUCUGGAACCACUUACAGAUGAGCUGUCAAAAUUGGCAGGACAUCCUUCACCUCACAAAAUGCCUUAAACAUCACACCACGCUCCCUCUUACCCAU
Molecule: messenger RNA, 797 nt
Organism: Mus pahari (shrew mouse)
Lineage: Eukaryota; Metazoa; Chordata; Mammalia; Rodentia; Muridae
Gene: Ptges
Product: prostaglandin E synthase
Exons: 3
Coding region: 47-508 (153 amino acids)
Biological process (GO): prostaglandin biosynthetic process
Cellular component (GO): membrane
Molecular function (GO): prostaglandin-E synthase activity
Source: RefSeq, a predicted model, not a curated record